This is a messenger RNA of Durio zibethinus, 2113 nucleotides long. RefSeq names its product serine carboxypeptidase-like. Gene Ontology annotation, biological process: proteolysis. The record is from RefSeq and is a predicted model, not a curated record. Gene Ontology annotation, molecular function: serine-type carboxypeptidase activity. Lineage: Eukaryota; Viridiplantae; Streptophyta; Magnoliopsida; Malvales; Malvaceae. Gene Ontology annotation, cellular component: vacuole.
AAAUUUGUAGAAAGUGAACUCAAAUAAUUUUCUCUUUGCCCACAAACAAAAGUCAACAAAAACAAAUAUUUCCUCUGCAAGUCUCACAACUACCAUUCCCCACUAAAUCAGACUGUCAGUUAUUCUUUGUGUCUCUCACACCAUAAAUUCUCGUUUCUUUCGCAAUUUCUUUUCCAUUCUUUCAGGGAGAAGAAACAAAAAAGAAAAAAAAAAACCAAACAAUGGCGAAACCGAAAUUUUUAUCUCUAUUUUCUUUUUCCCUUCUCUUCCUCAUUACCUCCUCCUCCUCGGCCGCUGCUUCCUCUAUCUUGGACGACCGACGACUCGGUGGAUCGAGUUUUCCUUCGCUGCAUGCGAAGAAGCUGAUAAGGGAGUUGAAUUUGUUUCCUAAAGAGGAAGUAAACGUUGUUGAUGAAGGCCGGGUUUCGUUACCCAAGGGUCCCAAGCUGGUUGAGAAGCGGUUCAAGUUCCCGAAUUUGGCAGUGCCUGCUGGGGUUUCCAUUGAGGAUUUGGGUCACCAUGCUGGGUAUUACAAGCUUGUUAAUUCUCAUGAUGCCAGAAUGUUCUACUUCUUCUUUGAAUCACGCAAUAGCAAAAAGGACCCUGUUGUAAUCUGGUUGACUGGAGGACCAGGGUGUAGUAGUGAAUUGGCUUUGUUUUAUGAAAAUGGCCCUUUCACCAUUGCUGAUAACAUGUCUCUUGUUUGGAACGAGUAUGGUUGGGACAAGGCAUCAAACCUUCUGUAUGUGGACCAACCUAUUGGUACUGGCUUUAGUUAUAGUUCUGACAGAAGGGACAUUCGUCAUAAUGAAGAUGAAGUUAGUAAUGACUUAUAUGACUUCUUACAGGCAUUCUUUGCAGAACACCCUGAGUUUGCAAAUAAUGACUUUUAUAUAACUGGAGAAUCAUAUGCCGGACACUACAUUCCAGCUUUUGCUGCCCGAGUCCACCGAGGAAACAAAGCUAAAGAUGGAAUUCAUAUAAAAUUAAAGGGAUUUGCUAUUGGUAAUGGCCUGACUGACCCUGCAAUCCAGUAUAAAGCUUACACAGAUUAUGCUUUGGACAUGGGGGUAAUUAAGAAGACUGACUAUGAUCGUAUCAACAAGCUGAUUCCGGUUUGUGAAAUGGCAAUAAAGCUUUGUGGCACUGACGGUACAAUCUCUUGCAUGGCUUCAUAUUUUGUCUGCAAUACCAUAUUCAGUGGCAUCAUGGCACUUGCUGGUGACACAAAUUACUAUGACAUUAGAAAGAAAUGCGAAGGGAGCCUUUGCUAUGACUUCUCAAACAUGGAGACACUUCUGAACAAGAAAUCCGUUAGGGAUGCCCUUGGUGUUGGGGAUAUAGACUUUGUAUCCUGCAGCCCUACAGUGUAUCAGGCCAUGCUGGUCGACUGGAUGAGGAAUCUUGAAGUUGGCAUUCCUGCUCUUCUUGAGGAUGGAAUCAAGCUUCUUGUAUAUGCUGGGGAAUAUGAUCUCAUCUGCAACUGGCUUGGCAAUUCAAGAUGGGUUCAUGCAAUGGAAUGGUCUGGUAAGAAGGAGUUUGUAGCAUCUUCUGAGGUUCCUUUUGUAGUUGAUGGUGCAGAAGCAGGAAUUUUGAAGACUCACGGACCUCUUGGCUUCCUUAAGGUUCACGAUGCGGGUCACAUGGUUCCUAUGGACCAGCCGAAGGCAGCAUUGGAGAUGCUGAAAAGAUGGACCAAGGGUACACUUGCUGAGGCAGCAGAUUCAGAGAAACUGGUUGCUGAGAUGUGAUUUCCAUUGGACACUCCGCUGCUUUCAUUCAAUCUAGUUGGCCUUAGAAUGGGAAUAACCAUAGUAAAAUCUGUGGGGUUUCUGCAUGACCCCCCAAAAGAAAAAAGUUUCUUUGAAUGCCUGUAAAAAUUUGCAUCUGGUUAUCUUGGUUUUCCGAAGAUUUCCUACUGAAAUGAAUCAAGGAGUUUUCAAACAUUUCUUAGCUGCUGCUUAUUUGUGUAGUUGAUUGAGUAUAUGUUAAUUAUGUUAUUUUUUUGUAUGUUUUUUCAUGUAACUUCCAUUGUUCUCACGUGUCUCAGAUCAGUUGUCAAAUAAGUAUAUCUAAGAUUGAGACUUCAAAUUCCAAUUUCAAAGACAUUUUU